AUGAAAAAAUUGAUAACAAGUGCAUUGCCGUAUGUCAACAACCAGCCUCAUCUUGGAAACAUUGUUGGUAGUGUCUUGAGUGGUGAUGUGUACAACAGAUACUGCAGAAUGAAAGGCGAAGAGUCUUUGUACAUCUGCGGAACAGAUGAGUACGGGACUGCAAUUGAAAUGGAGGCAAUAGCGCAGGGCACAACGCCCGAGGAGAUAUGCAAGAAAAACAGGGAGAUCCACAAGCGUGUCUAUGAAUGGUUUGGAAUCGGGUUUGACUACUUCGGACACACAUCGUCGCCAAGUCACACACAGCUGGUACAGCAGCUGUUUAUGAAGAUGUACAAUAAUGGAUACUUCAAGGAGGAGGAGGUCGAGCAAUUCUAUUGUGAGUGCUGCAGAUUAUUUCUUGCAGACAGAUAUGUUGUUGGAGAAUGCAAGUUCUGUGGAGAAUGCCAGGCAAAGGGCGACCAGUGCGAUGCAUGCGGGCACUCUUACAAGCCAACAGAUCUGCUGAGUCCGCAGUGCUCGAUCUGCAGCAGCAGCCCUGUUGUCAAGAAGAGCAAGCACCUGUUUUUUGAGCUUGGGAGGUUUAAGCCUCGACUUGAAGAGUUGUACAAGGAAAACGGGCAUCUGUGGAGCCAGAAUGCACAGAACAUAUUCAAUCAAUGGAUGGCGAUUGAUCUGUACCCAAGAUGCAUGACAAGGGAUCUGAAAUUCCAAUGGGGGGUUCCAGUGCCGCUGGAGGCAUUCAAGGAAAAGGUGUUCUAUGUAUGGUUUGAUGCGCCAAUAGGGUAUCUUACGUUUCUGAAGGACCUUGUUGGGGAGAGUUUUGACGAUUGGUGCAGGCAGGCCGAGCUUGUGCAGUUUAUGGGAAAAGACAAUGUGUGUUUCCACACAGUGAUUUUCCCAGCAAUGCUGAGUGCAACUGGAGACAGGCUUCCGUUGGUCAGCAGGCUUUCUGCAACGGAGUAUCUACAGUUUGAAAACAAGAAGUUUUCGAAGAGCCGGCGACACGGGAUUUUCGGGCUUGAUCUAGUUGAUGGGAAGCUUGGGAAGGCAUGCAUUUGGAGAUAUUAUCUGAUGAAGAUCCGUCCUGAGGGAACAAAGGAUGCAAACUUUUCGUUCUAUGACUUCCAGAAGUCUGUGUCUGGAGACCUGAUCAAUAACUUGGGGAACUUUGUCAACAGGGUGCUGAAGUACAUCAAGCAGAAGUGCGGAGGGCACGUACAGAUUGAAGGGCUUGAUGAAAGGGACAUGAAGUGUGUGGAUGUGGUGAACGAGCUGUUUGAAAGGUACAAGGAAAGAAUGGAUGAGAUAAGGUUGAGGGACGGCUUGCAAAUGGUGUUUGAAAUCUCAGGGAUUGGUAAUGAGUAUGUGCAAGGAGGGGUUAGUGAUGGGGCAAGAAGGAGCCAUUGUUUUUGUUUUGGAUUCAGCCUUGUGGUGCUUAUGGCCAAGAUGGUGCAUCCGUUUAUUCCUGAUAGUUCCCUGAGGAUGCUGAAGAUGUGUGGAGUUGAGGAGGCCGAGCUUAAGAUGGAUAUGAAGAUGAAAGUGUUUUAUGAGCAUUCGUUAGGUGAUGAUAUUGAGCCGUUGUUUGAGAACUUUAGUCCGGAGCAAAUUGAGGAGAUGGCGAGGCAUGGGUGA
This is a messenger RNA of Ordospora pajunii, 1632 nucleotides long. RefSeq names its product class I (M) tRNA synthetase. Bases 1 to 1632 code for a protein of 543 amino acids. The transcript has a single exon. Lineage: Eukaryota; Fungi; Microsporidia; Ordosporidae. Gene Ontology annotation, cellular component: cytosol; aminoacyl-tRNA synthetase multienzyme complex. The record is from RefSeq and is a predicted model, not a curated record. Gene Ontology annotation, molecular function: methionine-tRNA ligase activity; ATP binding. Gene Ontology annotation, biological process: methionyl-tRNA aminoacylation.